UCGGCUGGACACCGAGUCGCCACCAGUCUCCAAGUGUCCGCUGCCAGCAGCAAGCCGAGCACCGCACGAGUAGCGAGCGACAUGGGCCGCACGACGAGGGUACUGGUGGCAGCAGGCCUGCUAUUGGCAGUGCUGAGCCAGGAUGGUAUGGCACGGCCUUGGGGCCACGGAGGCGGUGGAGGCGGCGGCCACGGCGGAGGUGGAGGCGGCGGCCACGGCGGAGGUGGAGGCGGCGGCCACGGCGGAGGCGGAGGCGGCGGAGGUGGUCACGGUAAACAUCUCGGAGGACCUGGCGGCUAUGCCCACUCCUACGCCUACUUCCACGGACCGGUAGCUGGAGCCCAUGAGGCUGUCCACGGCGGUGGUGGCCACGGGGGUGGCGGAGGCGGCGGCGGACACGGAGGUCACGGGGGUGGCGGCGGCGGUGGCGGACACGGAGGACACGGUGGUGGUGGCGGCGGACACGGAGGUGGUCACGGAGGCUACGGUGGCGGUGGUCACGGAGGCUACGGUGGCGGCGGACACGGAGGCGGUCACGGAGGCUACGGUGGCGGUCACGGCGGAGGUGGCGGCGGGCACGGAGGUGGCGGCCAUGGAGGCGGCGGUGGUGGACACUACACCGACUUUGUCGCCUACCCACUGUACACCUACGGUUAUGACGUGUCUGACAAGCACACUGGAGACCACCACGGACAUAAGGAGGACAGAAAGGGACACAGUGUGAUCGGAGAGUACCACAUCAAGGAGCCGGGCGGCGACGUGCGCGUCGUCAAGUACAAGGCGGACAACAAGCACGGCUUCCAGGCUCACGUGAGCGGCGGCGCCGCAGGCGGAGGUCACAACGACCACUCCGGCUACCACAGCGGCUGCCACGGCUGCGGAUCCCAUCACGGAGGCGGCGGCGGCGGCGGUGGCCACGGAGGUUACGGAGGCGGUGGACACGGAGGCGGCGGUGGUGGUGGCCACGGAGGCGGCGGCGGCGGCCAUGGAGGUCACUACUGAUCGACACUGUAC
Schistocerca nitens (vagrant locust) is the source of this 1014-nucleotide messenger RNA. RefSeq lists its product as uncharacterized. The record is from RefSeq and is a predicted model, not a curated record. Bases 82 to 1002 code for a protein of 306 amino acids. Gene Ontology annotation, cellular component: extracellular matrix. The transcript is spliced from 4 exons. Lineage: Eukaryota; Metazoa; Arthropoda; Insecta; Orthoptera; Acrididae.